GUCACUGAGCGUGCUUGUGUUCGAUUUGUUGUCCUCGGGCACGCGGCCAACGAACCGCAUCGCGCGUGUACCCCAAGUUCAAAAAAUUGCAUCUUCCCUCCGAAGGCGAGAUUUUGAAAUAUUUGUCCUUGCAAUUUGUCGCGGGCAUCGAUCAAGUGCGAACUAUACUAUUUGUUAUUUUUUUUUUUUUUUUCUGUUCACUAUUUUAAAUUAUUUUCCGUGCGGUUGUCUUCCAAUUUUCUGUUACCUUUUCUUCUACUUCUUCUUCUUCUUCUUCUUGAAUAUCGUAUAAAAUGACCGUGGCGAAGUUUCACAGUUCGUGGAUUGUGACAAGUUUGAUAAAAGUUUUGUGUUGAUUUUGUUGAGUUCGUUUUGGGCGGAUUUUUAUCUCCUCAUCUUCAUCAUCGCGUAGUCAUCGUCUGCGAAUUGCAGAAUUUUUGCCAAGAUAUGAGGCGGACCGUGACGUUUUGUGUAACUGCGAUUAUCUUCUUCCUGUCAGCUGUCAAAGGCGGUAACAUGGACGUCGAAGACCUGGAUCCGGGUGUCCAAGAUUACGUAACCGACGAGGAUUACAACGACGUUUUCGACGCAACGACAAACGGAACGGAAAUUGACGCGACGUCGAGCACAAAGGGCGGAACGUUGAAAUUCGUUCGUGCGCUGAACAACAUGACGCGAGAAUCCGGAGGGGUGGUCAACAUGCGUUGCGAGGUUGUCGGCGAUCCGCCGCCGAAAAAGAUACGUUGGUACAAAAACGAAGCGCCGGUUGAAGAGGAGCCGGGCAGAGUGAGCAUAAGGAAAAUUCACUCCCAGGCGCACGAGCAUUCGGCCCAAAACAUCGCCGGUAGCCGUUUGAAGAUAACGAGACUCGACGUUAUGGACACCGGUUAUUAUUCAUGCAGAGCAAACAACGAUCAAGAUCGUAUACAGAGCGAGGCAAUCCUCCAAGUAAAAAUGGUCCGAUACGCCGGCCGACCGAUAAACGCGGCAUCGGACGUAGGAGGAAGUUUUUCACCAAUGAUACCGCAUUUUCCCGACCUUCUCGAUGGCACGGCGAUCGGAGACAAGCUGGAUAUAUCUGGAAUCGGCGUGUCGACCCCGCACAUAUCGCACCUGAGUCCAACAAACCCGUUCAGCGACAUAUUUCCACCCAGCCCUCAACCGACGAGUUCGCAAUCCAGCACCGUCGACCUGAGCUCGAUAAACGGGCAUUUUCAAUUGCCCCACGUGCCUACGAGCGUUGGGGGAAGUAUACCGAUAAGAAACGAAGACAAGGGUGGAACUUGCGAACUAUACCUUGGGAAAGUGUGCGCAGACUUUGUCGGCAAUCAUUCCGUUUACGUACCGUCUACAACGACGCAGAAAGAACUUGAAGAAAGACUUUUGCAGGCUUUCCGAGUGAUAAAUUAUUCAAACGAAUUGUCGUCGACAUGCGAAAGAUACGCCAAGCCUUCGCUCUGCUUUUCGGCAUUCGCGAUAUGCAGAGAUCAACAGGCCAAGUAUCACCAAAAGCCAAAAAACUCGGAGGCUAGUACGCAGCUAUUCAACCUGCUUAAUGCCAAUCAGGGUAAAAUCGUGUCACCAGACGACACGGACGGAGAGGACAACCUCAACGAUUUCACAAAAACGCACGGCGUGAUGAGGAGAAAAAGGAAAGCGGAAUACAGUUCAAAGUUUAGCUUUACGCUGGACAGCGAUGGUAAUUUUCCAUCCAGAAAGAUCGGGGUAGAAACGAUUAACGUCGACGCGAGAACGGCGGGAAGAAAUCGCUUGAAUCACAAACUGCGAAGGAUAUGUCGAGAGGAGUGUGAGAUAUUGGAGAACGAAUUGUGCCGAAAAGAGUACGUGAUUGCGAAGAGGCAAAAAGUGAUAAGUCAGGUGCCUCUUUUGGAAUGUUCGGAUCUUCCACCCGACGGAACGCCGGAAGCAGCCGACUGUUUGAGUCUUGGAAUAUCAGCAGUGAAGGACGUACAAGAAGACGAUCGCUGCUACUGGGGAACGGGCCAAUCUUAUCGAGGCGUUGCGAAUCACAGCGCGUACGGUAAACCGUGUCUGCUUUGGUCUCAACAGUUGAACGUCGAGAUAUCGGAUUACCAAGAACUUGUGGGCAGACAUUCGUACUGUCGAAAUCCAGGCAGCAGGGAAUCUCAGCCCUGGUGUUUCGUCGAAGGCAAUACCGGGAUGGAGGUCCAGUUUUGCAACAUCCCGAAAUGCGUCGAAAACUUGUGGAUAUACGCGCUGGUCGGCGUAGUUUUGACGAGCGGUUUCAUCGUCAUAAUAAUAUGCUACUGCUGCUGUUACAAAAGUAGGAAGUCGAGAAGACAACCGAACCAUUUACCGUCCAACAAGAUGCUGACGGGUAUGCAAUGCGACAAAAACAUCUACGACGGUAGGCGAAGCACCGCUCAGCCGAUGGAAAUGAAUUCGCUGCUGGCAGGACCAGGGAACAUAACUCCUGGGGCGGGAACCCUGAGCAGCGGAAGUAGCCGAACGUCGAACAACCGAGUACCACAGUUCUCGAUCCACAAUGUCGCAUUUUUACAAGAAUUGGGAGAAGGAGCAUUCGGCAAAGUCUACAAGGGUGAAUUGCAAACUGGCAAUAAAGCUGAACCCACGAUAUUCGUGGCUAUAAAAACGCUGAAGGAAAACGCGACGCCGAAAACUCAAAGCGAUUUCAAACGCGAAGUCGAUCUUAUGACCGAUCUUAGACACCCCAACAUAAUCUGUCUUCUCGGCGUUAUUCUUAAGGGUGAACCGAUGUGCAUGCUGUUCGAAUACAUGACCCAAGGUGACUUGCACGAGUUCCUCAUCUGCCAUUCGCCAAGAUCUGACGUACCGCUGAACAACGGCAGUGGAAAAGUAUUGGAACAGCCCGAAUUCCUUCACAUAGCGCUUCAAAUAGCGUCCGGCAUGGAGUACCUGGCAGGCCACCAUUACGUUCACCGUGAUUUGGCGGCGCGAAAUUGCCUUGUCGGUGAAAAUCUUACCGUAAAAAUAUCCGAUUUUGGUUUAUCGCGAGACAUUUACAGCAGCGACUACUACAGAGUACAAUCCAAGAGUCUCCUGCCGGUGAGAUGGAUGCCGCCCGAAUCGAUACUCUAUGGAAAAUUCACAACAGAAUCGGACGUCUGGAGCUACGGCGUUGUGCUGUGGGAAAUAUACAGUUACGGUUUACAGCCUUACUACGGAUACAACAACCAGGAAGUAAUCGACAUGAUAAGAUCACGUCAGCUGCUCCCCUGUCCGGAAGAUUGUCCGACGAUGAUAUACAGUCUGAUGAUAGAGUGUUGGCACGAAGUGGCCAACAGAAGGCCACAGUUUCCCGAAAUCCAUCACAGGCUGCAGAAUUGGUACACGAAUCAAACGUACCUCAGCGACUUCUGCAACGAGUCGGUUACGAGCUACUCCGGCAGUAGCCACAAGAGUACAAACAAAACGAAUUCUACGCAGCUGUCAGCACCGAUCUACAAGACCGAUUCGUUGAACCGAAAGGAGUCGAGUAGUUUCAAGUGUAACCAAGAGAUGCAGCCGUUGUGCAAUAUAAAUGAUCACAACGUGCCGAUCAAGACAAUGAAUCCGAACGUGGAUUCGCGUCAGCAGAAUUUCAACCUACAGUUGGCGAACGAACAACACGCCGUAGCUACGCCGCUGAAAACUACCAAUCAAUCGAGUUAUCAGAACGCCAAUUCCAACGUGAACCUAAACGAGUACAAUGACAAACAGUGCUGCUCGCCGAAAUUGAGCGGUGCCAAAAAGGUUUUGCCCCCCGUACAUCAGUCAAUGAUCAAGAGCAGUCCGCCAAAUGGAACGAGGCCGAUGCAAAACGGCGCUCAGUUGGUGGUCAGGCUACCCGAUCCGAGUAAAGUCACAACGGAAACUAGAGUGUCGAAAUGAUUUUGAUACAUGCCCCGUGAACGAGAUCUCGUACUUUAUAUAAUAUAUAUAUAUUGUUUAUAAGCGUUAACGAAUGGAAGAAAGAACAAGGAAAUAAACAGCAGAAAAUUAGAUGUAAUUAAGGUAAAUGUUUCAUUUUUUUUUCGCGUCUUAGUCUUCUUUCAAAUCUUUUCGCUGCUAAUAUCCAAUUUUAAUACUGUAAAAAGUUCGUCGGUUAUUACACGUUAUACUUGUAUUACUUGAUUCGAUAAGAAUUUAAUUACUAACGUUAGAUUAUUUUACUAGAACCUUCUACGAUAAGUCGAUAAAAUUUUUAUACGAAAGAAAAUGGCAAGAAUGAUAUGUUAUUACCCAAAUUAUAUUUAUUAUUCCUAUUAUUAUUAUUAUUAUUAUUAUUACUGUUAUUGUCACUUCAGCGGUGAAAAGUUUUGCAAAGAUUAUUGAAACAUUGUACCGUAACGUCGGAUCAUUGUGUACUUUUGAUAUUUACGACCGACUAUAAGCGAUAAAUCUAACAAUUGUUGUUAGGUAAGACGCUGAAGAAAAAUAAAAAAAGAAAACUUUUUCAAUAUUUAAUAUUUCGAAGACUUUAAUUUUUGGAUGUGUUUUUGCCCGAUUUAGAAUUAGAGUUAAAAAAAAAAAAAUAACUAAAAAAUAUAUACACCGAUAUACGUAGUAUAAUAUACAGACUGCUCAGAAUCACUAUACAUUUUUUUUUUACAAUUUUAUUAUUAUUAAUAUUAUUACCAUUAUUAUUAUUACAGAAAUUGUAAUUCAACUGCCAAAACAGCCCAAGAUCUUUUGGUAACUGUCAUUGUUCUUGUUUUUUUUUUUUUUAAGUAUACAUUUACCGUUGUAACGUAACGAUAUUUUAUUAAUUAGAUAUUAAGAAUAAUACACACAUCCGAGUUGUGGAAAGUUGGAUUGAAAACUAUUUUCCAAACUUGAAAGAAUUAAAAGAAGAGAAUUUGGUAAUAACGAUUAUUUUUUUUUGUUUCUUAUUAUAUAUUUAUUUGUCAGGUGUUUAUAAUUCAAUCAAAGAAUUGUAAAUUAUUAUAAUUAUUAUUUACGACUUUUGUUAAUAGAUUCCGAAUGAUUAUCGCGGUUAAUUUUCAAACCAUAAAUUCGUCGUGAAAAAGUCGACUUACGCGUCGUGUGUUAUUUUUUUUUAGAUGUUUAAUAUUUCUUUACUAAAAAAUUUUUUAAAACGAAAAUAUUUACGUUCAAGUUUCGACAAAUUUUAUUUCAUAUUAGAAUGGCGUGAUUUGACCGAUGUGAUUUGAAACUCCGACUUACUUGUUCAGAAGCAAAAAUUCAUGUAUAAUAUACCGUUGCAUAGAACGCGCGAUACUUUAUCGAUAGAUUUUCAUAUCCCGGAUCUAAUUUUUUCAAAUGUAGUUUCUUUUCUCUCUCUCUCUCUUUUUUUUCAACUAAAGCGCAUAAUAUCGUGAACUAUACGACUUAGAAAACUUUCGAAUUACAUUUAAAUAAUAAAAGAAAUUUAAUUCACGCAUAGACGGAGAGAAAGGAAGAAAGAAAGAACUGUUGAGUAUAUCCUAAUGAUAAAAAAAAAUUAUCAUACGUGGUUUAAAUAUUCGGUUUGCGAAAGCGAGAUGAAAACGUUUCGCGUACAGAAAAGAAAAGAUAAAAAGAUUCUUUGUAUAGAUUAGGAAAAAAAAAAAAAAAAACCAACAAAACAAAAACAAAUAUAUAUUAUAUGUAUAUAAUUAAUGGUACGUGUAUAGAUCGUAUUAUGUAUAAUAAUAAACAACGUUUAACUGAUAAGAAAUUUUAUAUGGUACCUCCGGUAUGAAAAUAAAAAAAAAAAUAAUAAUAAUAAAGUAAAAAAGAAAAUAAAUCGAAAUAUAAAGAAAACGAGAAAAAAGAACGAUGUAAACCAAACUCGUGUAUAAUAAAAAAUGGAUUGAGAUUGAGAUUGAUCGGAGAUCUUGUGCGAGACGGAAAUCGUUGACGACGAUGAUGAUGAUGAUUAAAAUUAAUAAUAAAAAUCGAAUGCAACUGUAGGCGCGGAUACUUUUCAUACAGGCAUUUUUUUAAACAAACAUGAUAAUAAAGUAUGACGCAAAGAAAAAAAAGAAUUCUACAAACUGCAAAUAAAGUU
Molecule: messenger RNA, 6016 nt
Organism: Neodiprion virginianus
Lineage: Eukaryota; Metazoa; Arthropoda; Insecta; Hymenoptera; Diprionidae
Gene: Ror
Product: tyrosine-protein kinase transmembrane receptor Ror
Exons: 14
Coding region: 448-3894 (1148 amino acids)
Biological process (GO): cell surface receptor protein tyrosine kinase signaling pathway; positive regulation of kinase activity; protein phosphorylation
Cellular component (GO): signaling receptor complex; membrane
Molecular function (GO): ATP binding; protein binding; transmembrane receptor protein tyrosine kinase activity
Source: RefSeq, a predicted model, not a curated record